UGAUUUCUGUCGCUCUCUCUCUCUCUCUCUCUCUCUCUCUAAAACAGAAGAAAGAAAAUAAAAAGAAAAAGAAAAGAUCCCCAAAUUUCUCGAUUCUAAUUCGAAAAUAAAUUAAAAUAUUUAUAGAGAGAUCGAUUGAAAUUUCAAUUCCUGGGUUUGUGUCUGAAUUCAGACUGAGAAAAGGCGUUGGAUUUCUCAGAUUCUUUUGAAUGGAUUGACGGUGAUGAUCGAUCAAUCGUCCUGAAGAAAAUUCCUAUUUUCAUAGGGCUUUUGUUCCAACCUUAGAGAGACAGAGGAUUUUCCUCUUAUUAUAAAGAAAAGGGGAUUCCUUUUUUUUUUUUACGGGUUUUGAAUUUUUUUAUUUUUUCUUCUUCGAUGCCGGAUAAUUGGCAGAAUGAGAACAAUGCUGUAUCCACUUCUUCUAAUGCAUCCGCCACCGAUAACCUCGAAGGGGCCAUGUGGCGCCUGAAAAUUCAGGUGCCGGAUAACCAGGAAGGAGUUGAUGGGAACUCCAGCCCUUAUCCGGAUCGUCCGGGCGAACCCGACUGCAUAUAUUAUCUACGGACAGGAUUGUGUGGUUAUGGGAGUAAUUGCCGCUUCAAUCAUCCUACUAACACAGGACAGGCCACACAACCCAGAGGUGAACUCCCAGAAAGAGUUGGACAGCCUGAUUGCCAGUUCUUCCUCAAGACAGGAACUUGCAAAUUUGGUGCAACAUGUAAAUAUCACCACCCACGAGACAGGCAUGGUGUAGGACAGGUGCCAUUGAACAUGUUGGGUCUGCCCAUGCGUCAGGAGGAAAAAUCAUGUGCGUAUUACAUGCGAACUGGAUCCUGUAAGUUUGGAAUUGCCUGCAAGUUCCAUCAUCCCCAGCCUGCUGCCCUUGGCACUAUGUUGCCUAUAACAGCCUCUGCCUAUGGUGCUACGGGCUCGUCUGGAAUGCCUCCAUCAAGUCUACCUUAUGUAGGUGGACUUCCGGCAUGGUCCUUACCAAGAGCACCUUACACAUCAGGUCCACGUGUUCAAGGUCCCCCAGCUUACAUGCCUGUAGUUCUUUCUUCUCAAGGCAUGAUGCCUGCACAACAAGGCUGGAGCACCUAUACAAGUUCUGUAAGCCCCAUUUCAUCCAGUGAUGCCCUUGGAUCCAAUCUGGCGUACAAUGCCAAGCAUCCUGCUGACCCUGGUUCAAGCGGGCAGCUGCAGCUGCUGUCGGCAUCUGUCCAACAUUUGCCCGAGAGACCAGAUCAGCCAGAAUGCCAGUAUUACAUGAAAACUGGAAGCUGCAAAUAUGGGCCAUCAUGCAAGUACCAUCAUCCGAAAGAGAAGAAUGCCCCAUUGGCUAUGGGCACUCUUGGACCACUUGGGCUUCCUCUUAGACCGGGCCAAGCUACUUGCACAUUCUACAGCAUGUACGGAAUUUGCAAGUAUGGUUCGGCAUGCAAGUUUGAUCACCCCAUGGCAGGAUAUUACAACUACAGCCUGCCCACACUAUCCAUUCCGGGCCCAUCACCCGUUCUCUACCAGAGAAACUCCCAAAUUGCCCGUUCCACAUCAGAAACUUCUCCAUCUAAAGUAUCAAAGCUAUCUGAUCGGCCCACUAAACCCGAGGCAACAGCCACAAAACAACCGAACGCAGAUGCGGAAGCACCGGACCAAACGAGUCAGCAAACCUUCUCUCCAUCACACACUGCACCAACUUCAGAGUCCCCACAUGAUCAAUCUGAUUAAACAGCAUCUUCUCCUUGGCCCUUUUUCUUUUUUUCUUUUUUUUUUUUUUGCCUUUUUAAUCGUCAUGCCUGGUUCUUCCUUCAUGGAAAUUUUCCACAUGUACACCUCCCUCCUGCCCCACUCUUUUCGCCUGCGGUUUCUGCAAGAGUGGGGAUAGGCUGUUUGGUGGAGGUCCAUGUGCUGGGUGAAGGGAGGAGAGAGAGAGGGGCAUGGCUGGGCUUUCUUUUGUGGUUGAAUAAAAUGCAGGCGAAAGUGUAAUUUUUUUUUUCUUCAUUUUUUUUUUUCUUUCUUUCACAGAUGAUUGACUGUUUGGGUUCCAGAACUUGUAACUGUUAAAUGCAACAUGCUGAAGGAUUCUUGAAUGUUUGGCAUGUAGGCACUGCCACUCCUUUA
Messenger RNA from Magnolia sinica, 2121 nucleotides. Its product is annotated as zinc finger CCCH domain-containing protein 66-like. The coding region runs from base 376 to 1728 and encodes 450 amino acids. The transcript has 7 exons. Lineage: Eukaryota; Viridiplantae; Streptophyta; Magnoliopsida; Magnoliales; Magnoliaceae. Gene Ontology annotation, molecular function: metal ion binding; mRNA binding. The record is from RefSeq and is a predicted model, not a curated record.